AUGGAGACCUUCCAGCUGAAGAACCUGAACCCUGCGCAGCUGUUUCAGCUGUUGUUCCUCACCGUGCUGGAGCUGGCAGAGCGCUUCCAGAUCAACCUGAGGGGGCGGCCGCGUGUUUUCAUGCGGGAAGAACCUGAUGAGGAAAACCCACCAGAAGCUGUCCAGCCACCACCGGUGCCAGCUCAUGGGCCAGUACGUGCUCGCAGAUGCCAGAGUGCCUGCCGCUUCUGCGUGCAAGGCUGCGACCGAACGAAGCCCUACCACAAGCAUCAUGCUUGCCAAGGACAUGCCCACCUGAGGCAAAGACUGCGACGCAUGUUGCAGGAAGAACAGCUGAACUGCCAGAGCGUUCUCUGUACUUGGUUGUUGUCAAUGUUUGCAUGGGGACACUUUAGCGUGCAACGAGUACAAAAGAUCAGUGCUUUGGUUAUGAAAGAUUUGAAGAGUGCUGAGACUUCUGAAACAAUCUGGAAUGACUUGGAGACAUUAUCCAAGUUAGGAACUGAAGGUCUGUACGCGAACAAGAUGCACACGGAGCUCAUGGGCAAAUGCAAAGGCUUGUCUAACCUACCGGAGCCUUACCCAGUGGAUAUCCAAUAUGCUCCGCCUUUGGGCAUGCAGAAACAGGAUGUUUUUCUUCCUCAUGAAGUCUUCAGCGCAAUUUAUCACAAGUACUCGGUGGAGCAAAGCCGACUAAAUAUCCAGUUUGAGAACAUUUUGGACGACCACAAGGAUGACUAUGCCUUACCCCUUGCUGCCUACACUGCCUUUAUGAAUACUUUUGUGAUCUCCCGAGCUCAAGCCAUGGACGUGCUUUGCGACCGCGAUGAGUCCCCGUGGUUCAGGGUCCUUUCAGGAAUGGUGCACAAGUUUUACAAUGGCUGUCCAGGGCAACGAAAGGAGGACCAUUCCGCAGGGUUCCACGAACGUUCUCGCUUUCAGUGGGGAAGUUGGGAAAUCAAGACCAUGAAUGGCCUUGUGGUUCCUCGAUGGGAUCUUUGGAUGUCGAACCGUGGCAAAGCUCGAGACUUUUUCGAAAGUUGGCUACAUGUGCAGAUGCGAGACUCUCCAGGCAGCGACCUCACCUACCAAGUAUUGGUCUUCUUGGAUCGGCUCUUCAUGGCAGGCUUGAAGCUAUAUGGUGAAGACCACCGAGAUGUCUUUGAAAAUCCUGAAGACUUCUUUGUGCGAAUGCUGCGACAUGAAGGGUACCGUGUCGAAGAUCAGAAAAUAUGGCUUGUUGACGAGAGCAGCGGCUGGUGGGAGGAGAAAAAGCCAUGUGGUCUAAAUUUGAAGGAAGCGUUUGACUUGUUGCACGAUGUGAAACUAAAAGACAUCAUGCAGCAGUGGGUUGAACCCAAUGCACACUUCAACGGAAUAGCAAGAAAGCAGGCAGAGUAUUGGCGCUGGUUUUAUCAGCAUGCACAAAACGAGCAGCUCACUGCAGAUGUGACUGCUGAUUCUGGACAUCGGGUCGAGCAGCUCACUGCAGAUGUGACUGCUGAUUCUGGACAUCGGGUGUUCCAGGACGUGGACAAGGGCGCCUUCUGUGGCCUGCUCUGCCAGGUCGAUGCGCAAUGCCCCAGCGGGGCGCAGUGCAAGCAGUUGAGUCAGAUGGGCGUGGGCCUCUGCAUGUACGCCGCAUCCUUCACCGACUGGGCACGUGCCGCCACCACGCGCAAAUUGGCCGUGGGUUGGCCCAACAGGGGCGGCCAACUCGCUAGCUUCCAAGUCGCCAAGACUUUUCAGGCCCUACAGAAUCUGAAGUCCAAGUAUGGCGUGGAUGACGGCGACGUCGAUAUGUUGACUUUGAAGGAGUUGCUGAACUCCAUUGCCCCAGCGGGCACAGCGAAUGCAGCUGGAAGCAGCGCGGGAAACACCGCGCUUUCUGCUGCCGCGGUUUCUGCAGUGCCAGGACCUUCUGGUGGUGCGGCUGCGAGUCAGCCCUCUGGCUGGAGUCUCUUCGGACAAGCGGGCCGAGAUGUCGGCCUUUGGGAGAAGGACCUGAAUCGCUUGGGAAACGAGAUGAGUCAAGGACUACCAGGAAUUGAGAAUGAAAUUCAGCGAGACGUCUACUACGCAGAACAUUUGGGCACCUUCGGCAGUGCUCAAAGCCUUCUCAGAGUUGUGAUCAUCUUGGCCAUCAUCUACCUGCUGGUGGGUUCCUUCAUCAAGUACCAGCUCAUGGGCGCCUCAGGAAUCAAUGCCAUUCCUCAUGUGGGCUUUUGGCUGGAUUAUCCACAGCUUGUGAUAGAUGGUGUGACCUACUCCAAGAUCCUUCUAGAUGGCGCCAUGGGAAAGGCGCCGCGAUCUCAAAACUUCGAGGAUCUCUAUGGAGGCCUUCACAUGUGGUGCGCUAAGGUCGCGGUGCUGGCGCCGGAGCCUUCGAGGGAGAGACCCAACAUGAUCCAGCGACUCUACGACAAGCAGAGCCAAAACAUCAGCGUACAAGUCAUAGCCAAAGAUCAGAAGGGCCGCAAUGAGACAGCAAUCGACCUGGACAACAAGGGCGCUUUGUUUUUCACAAACACCGGCCCAAACAGGCCCAAAGGCACGCAUCGAAUUUGUGCCAACGAUGCCUUUGGAGGUGGAGGGUCAACAGACCAUAUUUUUGGCCCAAAAGAAAAGGAAGAUGCGGCUCCUUCCGCCACCUACCAGGCACCGGUUGACCUUAUCGCUGACCUCUUCGGCGGCCCAAGGACUGCCACGGCUGUUGCGGUGCAGAGUCGCCCACAGGUCAGUGUAGGCAAGGUGGUCAUGCUGAAUUCACAGCCCAGCGCCUCCAGCGCCUCCAGCGCCUCCUUCGUCCCAGCGAGAGAACGCGCGGCCGUGCCGGUGGCAAGGGUGGCGCGGCCGAGCGUGGUGAUAGCACCACCACCGGAGGAGAUGAAUGCGUGGCUAUCAGCAGCGCGCAACUUCGACAUGAACACCGACUUCGAUGUGGCGCCACUGUUAGCAGAUCGGAGGCGCUCCAUCCAGGAGGUGGUGGACGUAAUGAAGGUGAACAGCGGUGGAAAGGGCACCAUCCAGGCGUUAGGCGAUAAGAUUGUCCUGUCGAAGCUCUUAGAAAAUCUGGGCAUUCCACAGAUGCCAGUGUUGUUCUCCACCUACAGCAAGGUGGAGCAGCAGGAGGUAGACAGUUUGGUCGCCUCCUGGAAAACCGAGGAGGAUUUCGACGUGGUGAUUAAGCCGACGCACCUCAGCAGCGCUGCGGGUGCCAUUUUUAUGUGCAAAAGCAAGUGGGAGAAGGAUGGCUGGAAUGCCCAGAAACUCAAGGAGCACAUGGAAACAUACUUGCAGAAGAAAGCCUCUGAGUCGGAAAGUGAGGCCUUGAAAUCUUUGGUGCCCGGAUUUGUGGUGCAGCCGCGCUACCGCUCGUCCGUGGGCUUCAACUUUCCCUUGGAGUUGCGUGUGGUGACUCUUUGGGGCAAGGCACGCGUUGGCAUUUGGUGGUGGGGGCGUCAUAGUGAUCCCAAGGGACGGCGAAGCACCUGGUUCGUCCGGAAGCCCGCGAAAGCCGGAGAACUUUCCGAGAAUGAUGAUUGGGAGGUGAUCCACGAGCACCGCGGUGGAAAUCGUGGCUUCGAGGUCUCCUUGAAGUUGUUCAAAGAGGCCAUGCCAGUGAUGUGCACGGCGGCCGAAGCGAUCGCCACGGCAGUGGGAGCGCCCUUCCUUCGCUCCGAUUUCUUCGUGGGCGAUUCCAGGUGGGGCGUUCGACUGAAUGAAGUCGCUUAUGGCAGCGGCGUGGACUACCGGCGAAAAGAAAAGAGCUCCAAGCAGACCAAGGGGGGCAGCUGGCGAGGGCUGGCCGAUGACGGUCCAGCCAUUGCAGAGAUCUUGCAGGAAGGCUUCAAGGUGUGCCAACGACAGCCACCUGCCGACUUCCUGCGCACGUUGGGGGCCAAAAAUGCCAUCUAUGAGGCGUCGGGCCGCAUGGCGCAGCUUCUUUCGAGCACCAAGAGCGGGGGUCCACCAAGUGAGCCCCGGAUGCGCAUCGAGGCGGUUCCGCCCCACCAGCGCUUGCAGCUGCUGCCAGAAGAUGCGGUUCGGGAAAUGAUCGGACGCUACGAAGGGCCUGAGAAUAUCUUGUCUCAAACAGGGAAAGUCCAAGCGAGCAGUUGCGAGACACAGCCCGCGCAAGACCUAGGUUUGUCCGCUUGGCCGUAUGCGCAGAUGGGUCCGGCUGGUUAUGCUCCACCCAGCACACGAGUCGGGGGCCGAAGAGAAUGGGUCAAGACCUUCCGCUUCGGCUGCGGCUUCGGCUUGGCACUGAGUGCCGUGGCCGACGGAUUGCGACGCCCUUUGCUGCGCUUUUCUCGAUCGUGA
Messenger RNA from Cladocopium goreaui, 4326 nucleotides. The record is from the annotation of a GenBank genome assembly. Lineage: Eukaryota; Dinophyceae; Suessiales; Symbiodiniaceae.